CAGAAAAGGAGGAGUGGAACGGGAGGCGUCUUCGCCGCUACUGUGUUCUCUGCGGGGCCUCGCGCUGUGGUGUUCCGCUCGAAAGGACAACAGAGAGUGAACAUCCCGCGAGAGAGGGCUGGAGAGAGUGUGCGGCACAGACAGUGUCUGUUUUUCGCGGAAAGCCGACAGAAGAGACGCGAGGAUGGUCUUCGACUGCGUCCGUAAAAAGAGAGCGGAGGAGGAGCCCGUUCUGGUGAGCUCAGCUGGGGCUCUUUUCCCUCUCGCUGCCCGCUGUGUCUCCCUAACACGACUACUACGACUACGCUGUUCCUUCGCUUUUCUCCCGCAAGACACGACCAGUCGCGAGAGCCGCAAGACCGCGCGCGCGAGAGAGGAAACCGCGGCGAGGGAGGCACCGCAGAAGCGAAGGAGUUCUCUCUGGGACCCCAGAGAAACGACAUCCAAGGCAAGAGCUUUGUCUGGGGGACCGGCGGAAAACGACACAAACGACGCAUGCUGGCGCGCGCGAGCGUCGAGCCGUCUCGGGGGUGUACGUACAGCCGAGGGCGGGCGUCAAGAUCGCGGCUUUUCCACGAGUCUGCGGAAACCGCGCGGAAGACGGAAAAAUGUGCAGUCCAGACCGCGAUUCGCGUGCGACAGAGGGCGGAAAAAGUGACGAAGAAACGAGUAAGCGUCGUUUCGCAACAGUACGGCGACCGCGCGGCCCCUUCCAGUCUGAGACGACCCA
Molecule: messenger RNA, 730 nt
Organism: Toxoplasma gondii ME49
Lineage: Eukaryota; Apicomplexa; Conoidasida; Eucoccidiorida; Sarcocystidae
Exons: 1
Coding region: 185-658 (157 amino acids)
Source: RefSeq, a predicted model, not a curated record